AUGCCUCCCAAAAUAACAUCCAAGAACCUCUCUUACGACAACUCGGCACCGCCAUUUCUCGCUGCCCUGCGUGCUCAAGCUGCGGGUGCGACUGGUCCUGAUCCUCUCCUCGCUGCGCAACGAAGGUCAGCCAAGAAGCGGUCAAGUAGUGAAGAGGCUGAAGAUGUACCUCUUGUCGUGGAUGAGGAUGGGAACGUUGUGAACUUGGAGGUCGACAAGGACGGGAUAGUCAAGGAGCCGGCAAAUCAUUCACUGGAUCCUUCAGCAGAAAAGGAAUCGACAAAGGAACCGGAGAGCAAGGCAGCCAUUGGAGGCCGAAAACGCAAAGUCGGAAAGGUCAUCGGUGAAGCUGCUGAAGAGCCAGCCGACAAGGAGGCCAAUGGCAAAAAGGACAAGAACGGAGACGCUGACAAGGAGGCUGUCAAGAAUCGGAAACCCAAGAAGAAGGCCAAAAAGAUUAAGCUGAGUUUUGAUGAGGACGAGGGAUGA
Molecule: messenger RNA, 489 nt
Organism: Fusarium keratoplasticum
Lineage: Eukaryota; Fungi; Ascomycota; Sordariomycetes; Hypocreales; Nectriaceae
Product: DUF4604 domain-containing protein
Exons: 1
Coding region: 1-489 (162 amino acids)
Source: RefSeq, a predicted model, not a curated record